AUGCGACCACGUACGUCGCGUUGUGAUGAUGGAGAUGGCGAUGCGGCGCGCGCGCUUCACCGACUCGCUUUUGCGUUGUGGAGGGCAGCAUUUCACUUGCAAAGAAACCCUCAACGAUCCAGAAGUAAACGUAGCAAGCAUGUUAUAACGACUCGUGCAGUCAGCGCGCCAGCUACGCCUGGACCUCUCACUUUCGCAACAGAAUACGGAGGCCCAAGAUCUAUAAGCUACUCUGGAAGUGGAGGUCCGGCUUCGCGACUCGAUUUGUGCUAUGUGGCGGAACGAAUGCUGGCUUUACACCUGCCUCACAGGGACGCACAAGCUGAGGCCCAAGCUGCGCAUAUGCUGACUAAUAAACAUGGCGAACAUUUUAUGGUAUUCGAAGUGAGCGGAGAUAUGACAAACGAUGGGCGAGCGGCUCGUAGUGUCUUCGGACGGGCUCGUUCCCUCGGCUGGCCUGGAGACUUGGCGCCACCUUUGGAACGAUUAUGCGCUGCUUGUAAACACAUAGAAAGCUGGCUUGCUGCACACCCAAAGAACGUCGCCAUUUUACUUGCAUGGGGUAACCGCGAACGUUUAGGAGUUCUCGUAGCGGCUUACAUGCACUAUUCAGCCAUAUGUGGUGCGCCGGAACAUGCCUUAGACCGAUAUGCUAUGAGACGGUACCUGGAUGACCGAGUCCCAGUUUUUACACUUCCUUCUAAUAAACGAUAUAUAGACACAUUCGCCGGUUUACUGGCGGGACAAAUACGAGUGAACUCAGCUCCUCUUCACCUAACGCACGUGAGCGUCGCAGGAUCGCUUGCAGCGACAUCUACACCUACAAUCGCCUUUCUUAAAAUCUACGAGAAUUACACAUGUGUUUAUACUUCAGGUCUGUACAUGGUGAACGGUGGUGGCUGGACCGUAGGCGUGGGUCGCUUAUCCCUCCGGGGAGAUGUGCUCGUACGAGCAUAUCGUCGCACUACGCACGCGCACGCUGCGCGCCAUCUAGUGUUCGCGUGUCAGUUCCACACGUGCGCUGUCGUCGACCACACGCUCUCCUUCACUAAGCUGCAACUUGACCACGCUCUGCAUGAUCCAUCAUUUCCAAGUGAUGGCGCAGUAGAGCUGGUGUUCGCUAGGGGUGAGGGGUCAGGCGGUGCUGCCCCGGCGCCAACUCCCGCGGCUCCUCUUCGCGCAGCCCCAGACGCUUUAGCUAGAGCAGAUUCUCUGGAACAUCUACGACCCAUAUCUACGCUUACUGAUGAUGAACCAGGUGACAAUAACGGCAGCGCUGAAGGAUCUGGAGGUGAGGCGGGGGAGAGUGGCGAAGCUGCUCAUACAUUCGGUCCUUUAGACGGGUCUAUCUACGCAACGGUGGUGCGCGCUAGCGGCGGCCCUUCUUCACCGCUCAGCGCCUCAAUGGACUCUGGUAUUUCGUCAGCCGGCCGGCGGGCCGCCCCCAGUCCACCCGACGAACUUGAUGCCCUUCUGGGGGACAUGCUACGUACCGUGAGCGCCCUACCAGACCCACCGCCUGCGCCCACUACGCCGCAGUCUAACUCUGAUCGUACGCCUGAUAUACCGUAUCACGCUCGGACCGAUUCUGCACCAUUCACCUACGGCGCCCCAGGUCUCCGCCCCGGGAUGUUACGCGCUUCCAACCGCCUCGCCAGUCCAGAACUGGUGCGACGAGCCCUUGGGACUGACCGUGGAUACCAACAUAUUGAAGAUGAUGAUGAUGAGCGAACAAUUACACCAGACCCAUCACCGCGUACCCCAUUAUCACCGAGGACUCUCAGGAAGUUGACAUAUGAAGACGUUACUACAACUACGACAGCUGCCCCGGCCUCACCUUUAAGGAAUGGAAGGUGGACAAAUGGUGACUCAGAAUGGAUAAACCAAUCAAAUAGCACUCGUAAGUUAACCCAAGAUGCCGAAUGGAUAGAAAACAAAUCCAAUGGUCGAAAGGUUGACAAUGACACCUGGAGAUCCACAAGCACAAUUGGUUGGCAUGAAACAACAAGGAGUCGGGAGCCGAGACGGUCAGAAAGCGGUAUAGAAGGGAACUCAGGCCUCACUUGGCUACAAAGGCAACAGCAGAAGCUAAGGGAGAGGAAGGAGGCAAGGGAAAGGGUUGCAAGAUUGCCGCUCGAAUGGGAUGCACCUUCAAGAUUGCAUGUACGCCGAUCUGCAAGCCAUCGUGUUGACGGAUACACGAGUGACACAACAGCAUUCGCCGACGACGAUGAUGACUUCAGCGUCCCUCUACAUGUCAACACGCGCACCAUUCACAGAACUGAUAGCAUCAGCCCACAAGCCCCUGACAGGACUUCAUCUAGAAAGUUUAUGUACGAGAAGAUGACAUUACGUGAGUGGAGCGGCAGUAGUACACCAACCACGCCCGGUCUGCUAUCACUCGCACCCGCUAACAAUGAUACCAUGAGCCGCGAACGUUCAGAGAGCUUGUCCCGGGCGGAAUCCCGCACAGAGUCCCGCGCGGGAACGCCGGCCUUUCCCACCCAUCCCCGAACUCCUUACCCACCCACACCGACCCCUUCACUCUCAGCGAGACCGCCACGCUCCCCACCGUCUGUAAGAAAAGACCGUGAAGGCAGCCCCGAGUCCGAAUACCGCACUUACAAUGGUAGUAAUGGAUCAAGACGAUCCAGUAUCAGUGGAUCAGAAUUGCAACACGUAGCCCCCGAUAGAGUAAGGUUCGCAAGAGACACCAGCCAAUAUUGGUACAAGCCCAAUAUUUCCCGGGAUGAUGCGGUAUCAGCCCUUCUUCAGCAAGAAGAGGGGGCGUUCAUAGUUCGCGAUUCGAACUCAUUCCCGGGCGCGUUCGGGCUCGCUGUACGUGCAAGUGGAGGCGUACGACAUUUCCUCAUAGAACCGACUGCGAGAGGUGUUCGCCUUCGGGGGUGCCCAGAUGAACCCGUAUUUAGCUCGUUAUCAGCCCUGGUGUAUCAACAUACUGUCACUCCCCUGGCCUUGCCCGCUGCUUUGAAGCUGCCUGAUAGAGACCUGUGGACUGGCGGCAGUGCUAAUGCAGCGGCGCGUGCAUUACUGGCUACAGGCGCAGCUUGCAACGUCUUACUACUCGGCUCUGAGAAUACGGAGGCUUUGACUGGACCAGCAGCUGUUAAGCGAGCUGUACAGAACAUUUUGCAGAAGAAGGUCGCGGCGCACGUUGUUCAUUUCAAAGUAUUUGGCGGUGGCAUCACACUGACUGAUUCGACCAGAAAGCUAUUCUUCAGACGACACUAUCCAUCUAACGCUGUUUCCUACGCAGGCAUUGACCCUGACGAACGGCGAUACCUCUACGUUGAUAAUGGGAAACAGGGUGAAAAGCGCAUAUUCGCGUUUGUCGCUCGUUCUACAUCAGGCUCUGACAACCAGUGUCAUGUUUUCGCUGAACUCGAACCUGAACAGCCAGCAACUGCAAUCGUUAACUUUGUUAAUAAGGCACUAUUAGGAAACACACAGAAGCGAGACAUCAUAUAA
Messenger RNA from Pieris macdunnoughi, 3489 nucleotides. The record is from the annotation of a GenBank genome assembly. Lineage: Eukaryota; Metazoa; Arthropoda; Insecta; Lepidoptera; Pieridae.